Molecule: messenger RNA, 918 nt
Organism: Oryza sativa Japonica Group (Japanese rice)
Lineage: Eukaryota; Viridiplantae; Streptophyta; Magnoliopsida; Poales; Poaceae
Source: RefSeq, a predicted model, not a curated record
AUGAAGCUCUUCUCACUCUGGGAAUGGAACAAUAUCUUCCCCAAGUACAGGAACAUGAUCUGUGUCAUACUUAACUCCAUGUCAUGGGUUACAGUAUCAUCUACAGUUGUGUCCCUCACCAUUGCUUCAGCUGGCCAGAGAUCUUCCAUGAUGUCCAUCGCUAUAUAUUUACUAGCUACAAGCUUGACAGCAUGCUUGACUGUGAAACUUGUUGUGGAGUAUGCUAAGGCUCCAUUGGAGGCAAAAGCAUAUGCACCAAGGGCGAAGGUUCUGAGGGAUGGGAUGUGGAUAAAUGUGCAUGCAGUGAAUCUGGUACCUGGGGAUAUCAUAUUUCUCAAAGUUGGGGACAUUGUCCCUGCCAAUGCCCGUGUCCUCCGGUUUGAAAAAAUCAACACAAUGACUUGCUGGGCCAAAAGGGACAAGAUUGAGUUGUUUGCGAAAGGUGUUAAUGAAGAUCAGGCUAUUGUGUUAGCUUCACGGGCAUCAAGAUCCCAACAUGAAUUGUACAUUGAACCAAUUGAUCCAGCUAUUCUGAGCCUCUUGGAUGAUCCAGAACAGGCAAGGGCUGGUGUUCAGGUCAUAGAGCACCAUGCCCAUUUCUUUGUUUCACUAAAGUUGAUGUUCCUGGCUACAUAUAUUGAUGAAAAUGGUUCUAAGUGCUGUGUAUUCAAAGGUGAUCCUGCAAAUGCAAGUCACUUAUACAAUAUUCACACAACAGAGAAGCGUGUUGCUCAUCAGUGCGGCUGUAGCAAAGCAGUCAAAGAGAGAAUUAGUAUGAUAAUGGAUAACCUUGCUGUUGAUGGGUAUCAGGCCAUAGCUGUAGGACAUCAGGUGAUCGGGGUCGAUCUUGGUCAACGGCGGAUCGGGACUAGACUCAGGGAGGAGUUGAGGUCCAAAGCGAUCAAGGAUGCCGGGUGA